Messenger RNA from Desarmillaria tabescens, 582 nucleotides. RefSeq lists its product as uncharacterized. The transcript is spliced from 3 exons. NCBI's taxonomy places the organism in Eukaryota, Fungi, Basidiomycota, Agaricomycetes, Agaricales, Physalacriaceae. The coding region runs from base 1 to 582 and encodes 193 amino acids. The record is from RefSeq and is a predicted model, not a curated record.
AUGGCCGUCCUCACCCAGCUUUUAGCUAAACCUGACAAAGUCGACAAGGUCGUCGAUACAUUCCUCGCCACCUAUCAGCGUGACCACGAGAUAUGGAUGGCUCUGAGGCACACCGAUUCGCCGUUGGCGUUCACCACCUUUGAUGCUGCUGCUGACGGGGGUCCCGACCUGAAUGGACUCCUCCAGUCUCCGCCUGUGACGCAGAGCGUCAAAAUUAUGAGGACCCAUACCAAGGUGACCAUUCCAAACACCGAGAAGACUGCUGGUGCGCCAGUAGGGUUGGUCAUAUUCCUCAAGGCCAAACCCGGCAAGGCCGACGCAGUGCGCGAACUUGUCUUUUCUACUGUCUUUUCGUUCAUCGAAGAGGAAGAGAAGACUCUGAUUUGGUUCGGUUUGGAAUAUCCCGACACCCCAGGUCUCUUCGGAAUUCUCGACUUCUUCACGGACGAAGAGGGAAGAAAGAUCCACAUGGCUGGAAAGGCUGCGCAGGCGGUACUGGCUGCAACUGACGAGUUGCUGACUGAACCUGCCGAUUUUACAGAAGUUGAUGUCGUUGCAACGAAGAUCAUGGUGCAGAUCUAG